CUCUAACACAUAAAGCACAUAAACCCAGACCUUAGGUAAAAUACAUUAUUCUCAGAAUAUCUAUAUUAAUCAUAGAAAAACAAUUCGUCUCGUCCACGAAAACCGAAGUUUCGUCGUACCUUUCGUUGCACUGUUUGCACAACUUGGGAGUUUCGUCUCCACCAGAUGUCUCAUUCGAGCAUGGAUGCUUCGACGAACACUCCCUCUGGAGCUUUCGAUCCAUCACUUCGACGUACUUAAAGCUCCACCAAUCUCUUUUUUCUACCCGGGCAACAUCAUGGAUGCGUUGCUGACUUGGAUUUGCUCGUCACUGGCCGCCCUGCUGCUCCUCUUCCAGAUUUUCCACUCCACCAGCGCGAGGAGCAAGAAGAACUUCCCACCAGGUCCUUUCUCAUGGCCCCUCGUUGGCUCUCUCUUCUCGCUCGACUAUCGGCAUCGCUCCCUGGCCAAGAUGGCUCGAAAGUAUGGCCCUGUUAUGUCUUUCCGGCUGGGAGUCCGGCCUCACAUCAUCAUCAGCAGCCCGGAGAUGGCGAGGCAAGUCCUCAAGGAGCACGACGUCGAGUUUGCGAGCAGGCCCCUGUUCUCCACCAUCAGUCGGCUCGUUAGCCACAACUUCCAGGACCUUAUCUUUGCACCGCACGGCGAGCGAUGGAAGAUGCUGCGGCGAGUGUGCGGCACAGAGCUCUUCACGGCUUCCAAGGUGAGCCACUUUGCCAGCACUCGCAAGAGGGAGCUGGGAGCGUUUGGAGCGAUCGUUGAGGCGUCUGCAAAAGACGGGCACGAGUUUGAUCUCAGCUCCAUGCUGCACGAGUACUUCACCAACCUCAUGACGUGCGUGUUGUUCGGGAGGAAAUUCUACGGCACCGACACGCCCCUCACUCCCGAGGCCGAAGCCUACAAGGCGUCGUGGGCGAUCCAAGCGAAAGAAUCCAGGAGGCUGUUUGCCGGUGAUUACAUCCCUGCGAUGCGAUGGCUGGACACGCUCAGAGGGACGCAAAACCGACUCAAGAAUGAAGUCCUACCAGCAAGAUCUCGCUUUCUGGAAGCAGUCAUCGAGGAGCACGCGAAAGACUUCGAUCCGGAAAAUCCCCGGGACUUCGUCGACGUGAUGCUGACUCUGGGAGGAGAAGACAAGCUGAGCAACGACCAGAUCAUCGCACUGCUCCAGGAUCUGCUGCUGGCCGGCACUGGAACGUCCAAGGGGACGAUCGAAUGGGCCAUCUCCGAGCUGAUAGUAAACCCCAGAGUCCAGGAGAAAGCUCACGAGGAGCUGGACAGAGUCGUGGGAAGAGACCGUCCCUUGGAGGAGUCGCAUCUAAACGACCUGCCUUACAUCCAAGCCAUCGUCAAGGAAGUCUUCCGGAAGCGUCCAAUCGCGCCGCUGGGCGUCCCCCACUACAACGAUCGCGAGGUAACUCUCGCCGGCUACACGAUCCCCGCCCACACCACGGUCCUCGUGAACAUCUGGGCAAUCCAUCACGACCCAAGCGUCUGGAGCGACCCCGAGCUCUUUCUCCCCGAGCGAUUCCUGGGCAGCGACCACAGCGUGCUGGGAAACGACUUCGAUCUCCUGCCCUUCUCGUCCGGGCGGCGCCGCUGCGUCGGGAUCCCGCUGGCCAUGCCCCAUGUCACGCUCACCCUCGCCUACCUCUUGCAUCGCUGGAGCUGGCGAUCGCCGCUUGGGAAGCCGAUCGAGAUGGCGGAGCUCGCGGGCGCGGGCAUCGCCGGGGUCGCGUCGCCCCGCAUUGUCUGUGCCUCCCAUCGCUAGAGUCCUAAAUUCAAAUUUAGGGCUUGAAGUUAUCUUAAGGGAGCUAUUUGUGGCUAAUGAACUCGCAUUUCUUGGUG
Molecule: messenger RNA, 1845 nt
Organism: Selaginella moellendorffii
Lineage: Eukaryota; Viridiplantae; Streptophyta; Lycopodiopsida; Selaginellales; Selaginellaceae
Product: cytochrome P450 71A1
Exons: 2
Coding region: 185-1768 (527 amino acids)
Molecular function (GO): monooxygenase activity; heme binding; oxidoreductase activity, acting on paired donors, with incorporation or reduction of molecular oxygen
Source: RefSeq, a predicted model, not a curated record